Molecule: messenger RNA, 2421 nt
Organism: Scomber scombrus (Atlantic mackerel)
Lineage: Eukaryota; Metazoa; Chordata; Actinopteri; Scombriformes; Scombridae
Product: volume-regulated anion channel subunit LRRC8C
Exons: 2
Coding region: 1-2421 (806 amino acids)
Molecular function (GO): protein binding
Source: RefSeq, a predicted model, not a curated record
AUGAUCCCACUGGGUGAAUUCAGAAACCUCGGCACAGAGCAGUCCUCACAGUAUCGUGUCCUGAAGCCUUGGUGGGAUGUUUUCUCAGAGUACCUGUGCGUUGCUAUGCUUAUGAUUGGAGUCUUUGGGUGCACCUUGCAGCUCACCCAAGACAAGAUUGCGUGCCUGCCCAGUCCUUUCACCAGCCCAACACCCGAGGUAAUUGACUGCAGCCACAUCCGUACCUAUGGUGAGAAUGAAACAUGGGAGCACAAGCCCAUGAGCCCCAUCGUGCGGGAGGUGGUUGGUCGCAAGAACAACCUGGACAUCCACCAGUACGUGUUUGUCAACCACUACUGCUAUGAGAGAUUUGUGCACUGGUAUGCAAAGUACUUCCCCUACCUCGUUGUGAUCCACACUAUGGUCUUCAUGGUAGCAAGCAGCUUUUGGUUCAAGUUCCCUGGGACAUCCUCAAAAAUUGAACUCUUUGUCACCAUCCUUGGGAAAUGCUUUGAUUCACCCUGGACCACAAGGGCCUUGAGUGAAGUUUCUGAGGAAAGAGGAGAAGAGAAAUUAGUUAGUUGGAGGAGGAACACCAUGUCAAAAGACUCCACAGAUCGACGAGCAGAGGAGGAGGAGACUGUAGGGCUUCUUCGAUCCUCCUCUGUCAAGUCUAAUCAAGAAAAGAAAAUUCCAGAGCCUCAGUCAGCCGCCUCUGUCUUGGAUAAAAAGGAAGGCGAGCAGGCCAAGGCUUUGUUUGAAAAGGUGAAAAAGUUCAGAACUCAUGUAGAAGAGGCGGACCUCUUGUAUAUCAUGUAUGUGCAACAAACAUCAAUUAAAGUCUUUAAGUUUGUUUUAAUCAUCAUCUACACUGCAGCACUGGUUCCAAACAUUGAGAUAGUGGUGCGCUGUUUGGUUCCUCCUGAACUGACUGGUUUUGAUAUCUAUUGCUGCAACCACAACAAAGCCCAUCUUUUCUCUAAGCUUGCCUACUGCUAUAUCUGCUUUGUGGGAGUGUAUGGACUUCUUUGUAUCUAUACCCUCUACUGGCUGUUCCAUCGACCUCUGAAGGAGUACUCCUUUGAGCAAGUCAGACUGGAGACGGGGAUUAAUGACAUACCAGAUGUUAAGAAUGACUUUGCGUUCCUCCUGCACCUCGUGGACCAAUAUGAUGCUCUUUAUUCUAAAAGAUUUGCUGUCUUUCUCUCUGAGGUCAGUGAGAGCCGUCUCCAUCAGCUCAACCUCAACUACGAGUGGACCGCCAAAAAGCUGCGUACUCGUCUGUCCAAGAAUGCAAAUGACCGGUUGGAGCUCCACCUGUUAAUGUUGCCGGGGCUUCCUGACACAAUCUUUGAGAUUCCUGAGGUGCAAUCACUCAAACUGGAGCAAGUAAAAAAUGUCACCAUCUCAGCCAGUGUGGCAAAGUUCGAGUCUCUGCAGGAGUUAUCACUGAUUUACUGUCCUGCAAAGCUCCAGCUGCCUGCCCUGAACCAUCUCAAGGAAAAUUUAAAGGUCCUGUGUGUAGCUUUUGAAAGUGUAGAAGAGGUGCCUUUGUGGAUGUACAGCUUGCAUGGGCUAGAAGAGUUACAUCUGAAUGGUCCAUUAACCAAUGAAGUGUCCCGAGGCGCCACCCUAGACUCCUUUCGAGAGCUUAAAGCGCUGAGAGUCCUUACUCUGCGCUCCAACCUCACAAAGAUCCCACCCAGCGUUGCCGAUGUUGCAACGCAGUUGCAGCGUUUGUGCAUCCAUAACGAAGGCAGCAAGCUCCAAGCUUUCAGCAGCCUGAAGAAGUUAACCAACCUAGUCUCACUGGAGUUAGUGGGCUGCGGUUUGGAGCGCAUCCCGAGUGCUGUCUUCAGCCUGAACAAUCUGCAGGAGUUGGACCUCAAAGAAAACAAACUUACCACUGUGGAGGAGAUUCUGAGUCUACAGCACUGCCGGCGUUUAGUGACACUCCGACUGUGGCACAACAAAAUCACUUACAUCCCCGACCACAUCAGUAAGCUCCACACCCUGGAGACACUGGAUAUCAGCUGGAACAAGCUGCGAAAACUUCCCUCUCGACUAUUCUAUUGCACCAAGCUCAGGCACCUCGAUGUUUCCCACAACCAGAUCACCACGCUUCCUCCUGAAGUGGGCAUCCUGCAGGGCCUCCAGGUUUUCUCCGCUGCAUUCAACUCUUUAGAGAUGCUGCCAGAGGAGCUGUUCUCCUGUAAAAGGUUAAAGAUGUUGGCUCUCGGAAACAACUGCUUGUCGUACCUUAGCUCCAGAGUGGCCAACUUGGCUCAGCUGGUCCGCCUAGAGAUCAAAGGGAACCGUCUGGAGUCUCUACCAGUGGAGAUAGUGGACUGUGUCCUGCUGACUCUCAAUGGGCUGAUAGUAGAGGACAACCUGCUGGAUCUGCUGCCAUCAGAUGUACGCAGCAGGUUGAGUAAUGGGUGA